Messenger RNA from Sceloporus undulatus (fence lizard), 2129 nucleotides. Its product is annotated as cytochrome P450 4B1-like. The transcript is spliced from 12 exons. Bases 280 to 1782 code for a protein of 500 amino acids. Gene Ontology annotation, molecular function: iron ion binding; monooxygenase activity; oxidoreductase activity, acting on paired donors, with incorporation or reduction of molecular oxygen. The record is from RefSeq and is a predicted model, not a curated record. Lineage: Eukaryota; Metazoa; Chordata; Lepidosauria; Squamata; Phrynosomatidae.
CUGCAGCAGAAGAACCCCUCCUUUCCUGCCCAGCUCUUCCCCUGGGGCUCUCUUGCGCUUCUUCUUUCUUGCCAUCUAUCUGACAAGGAAAGCCUGCAGGGGGGAAGGAGGGUUAGCAGGAGGGCCCCUUGCUUGGUGCCAGCCCUUGAGCCCCGGCGGGGGAGGUCUCUGUCUUGCCCUGUGCAUAAGGGGCCGCUGCGCCUCCUCUCGCCUGCAGAGCAUCGCAGCCUCCCAGGGAACAGCAGCCAUCUGCUCUGAAGCUCCGCUGCUGCUGCUGCCAUGGAUCUGUCCAGACUGUGGCACCUGGCUGCUGUCUUUUGUCUCACCUACCUCCUCCUCAAAGCCAUCCAGCUCCACCGACGACGGCAGGAGCUCUUGAAAGCCCUGGCCAGCUUCCCUGGACCCCCGGCCCAUUGGCUCUAUGGGCACAGCUUUGAGCUUUCGUCUAUUUCCACCGUGUUCAAAAAGUCAGAAGCCUGGCUCUCUCAGUAUCCAUAUGCCUUUCCAUUGUGGUUUGGAAGGUUCUCUGCAUGUGUAAUAAUCAAUCACCCUGAAUAUGCAAAAACAUUACUGGCUAGAGGAGAUCCAAAGGAUAAUAUGAGCUAUCGAAACAUAGUCCCAUGGAUCGGAAAAGGCUUGUUGGUCUUACAUGGACCAAAGUGGUCACAGCAUCGAAAGAUGCUGACUCCAGGUUUCCAUUAUAACAUUUUAAAGCCAUAUGUGACACUGAUGGCUGAAUCUACCAAAGUGAUGUUGGAUAAAUGGGAAAAGCUGAUCACUCAGCAGAAAUCAGUGGAGCUUUUUGAACAUGUGAGCCUGAUGACACUUGACAGUAUCAUGAAAUGUGCCUUCAGUCAUAACAGUAACUGUCAAAUGGGCAGGGAGAACUCCUAUGUCAAAGCUGUCUUUGAACUUUGCUCCUUGGAAUAUGAGAAACUGAAUUCUAUCCUGGGCCAAAGCGAUCUGAUUUAUUGGUUCACUCCCCAGGGUUAUCGGUUUCGGAAGGCAUGCCAGGUUGCUCACCUUCAUACAGAAAAAAUCAUUAAGGCAAGGAAGGAGUCUCUAGGGGAUGAGGAAGAACUCCAGAAGAUCCAGCAAAAGAGAUACCUGGAUUUUCUUGACAUACUUCUCUUUGCAAAAGAUGAAAAUGGCAUUGGACUAUCUGAUGAAGAUAUACGUGCUGAAGUGGACACCUUCAUGUUCGAAGGCCAUGAUACCACAGCCAGUGGGAUUUCCUGGUUGCUGUAUUGUCUUGCAGUGAACCCAGAGCAUCAGCAGAGAUGUAGGGAGGAGAUAAAAUCCAUCCUGGGGGACCGUGGCACCAUUGAGUGGGAUGAUCUUAGCAAGAUGACUUACUGCACACUAUGCAUUAAAGAGAGCCUCCGCCUUUACCCUUCAGUACCAGGAGUAUCCCGAGAACUCACCAAACCUAUUACAUUUUUUGAUGGAAAGACUUUGCCUGAAGGGUCUUGGGUUGCAGUAAGCAUUCAACUCAUCCACAAGAACCCCAGCAUAUGGAAAGAUCCAGAGGUGUUUGAUCCUCAGAGGUUUACACCUGAAAAUGUAUCCAGCAGAAAUUCCCAUGCCUUCCUGCCAUUCUCUGCUGGUCCAAGGAACUGCAUUGGGCAGCAGUUUGCCAUGAAUGAAAUGAAAGUGGCUCUUGCCAUGACUUUGCUUCGAUUUGAUCUUUCACCCGAUCCUUUGAAGCCUUCACCUGUUCCUGUCCCUCAGAUUGUCUUGCGUUCUCUUAAUGGGAUACACAUUUGCUUGAAAAAAAUGUGAAUCUGAAACUUCAGAGGAAUUAAUAUGGGAUGGGAGAAGAGAGAGCUUAGUAGAGAGUGAGAGAAGACUGAAUUGGUUCUUUAUUAAAAUAAUUUGAGAACAAAUGUUUUAGUUUUGGGCUAUCAAAUGACAAUCUCCUUUUUUUAAAAAAGACAGGUAAGUUGAUUUCUACUCUGACUGCUAUUACUACUACUAUGUAAUGUCCAGAAUCUUGUUGGGGCAGUUAGGAAUGUGUCACUUAAGACUUUAUCACAUGGGGGAAAAUGGGGAUUUAAAAAAGGCAUUUUCCCAGGACAAUUGCGGCAAAGAUUUUCCCACACAUCACACUUAGAGAGAAUUUAUCCCAG